GACAGUGGGUGGAAAUCAACUUGGGAGCAUAUCAGAUUUGCUGCCGUCCCAAACCUCCAAAGACUGUAUGUGCGCCUCACUCCCCGCUAUCCACUGUCCCUUCCUCUCCUCCGGCAACGCCAACCAGAGUUGGCGCGACUCCAUGUCUCAAGACGCCUUUCUUUUCCGCCCACGGUUGAACCAAGACUCUUGGUAUCUUGUAUACUCACUAGAAGGAUGGGCUCCAGGGUCCAUCCAAUAUACCCUCAUGAACGAACCUGUCUACCCCCGUCCGGCUGCUGAGGGAUGCCGCAUGAAGGUCGCUGAUGAGGAUUGCAUUGGCUUCUUCCCAACUCAUCUUCCCUCUCUUAUCCUUUCCCCUGUCGUUGGCUGUCUCCUUACCCUUGUCUUGGCGCCUGGACUGGCUACUGGCCUUGGCUAACCAUGUCUCAGUACGAGAGAGUGGACAGGUCUGCGGUGAGUUGAACUCACAGUUUGUCAUAGACUGUGAA
Messenger RNA from Canariomyces notabilis, 491 nucleotides. RefSeq lists its product as uncharacterized. The coding region runs from base 143 to 421 and encodes 92 amino acids. The record is from RefSeq and is a predicted model, not a curated record. The transcript has 2 exons. Lineage: Eukaryota; Fungi; Ascomycota; Sordariomycetes; Sordariales; Chaetomiaceae.